AUGCCUGACAUCGAAGAAGUUCAAAACAUGGAAGAGGAGUCUGAAACGGAAACCUUCGCUUUUCAAGCAGAGAUCGCUCAGUUGAUGAGUUUGAUCAUCAAUACAUUUUACUCCAACAAGGAAAUUUUCCUGCGAGAAAUUAUCUCCAACUCUUCUGAUGUAAGUUGUCCUUGCUUAAUUUGCCUUGAAUAUUUCCUUUUUUUAUACACACAUUCUGCAUUUUUUGUUUUGCCAAGCGCGUGUUGUGAGGGUGUUUUAAAAACUCGUCUCUUCUGUGGCGUAGGUUCCCAGCUUGACAAACUUCGGCUCUCGUUUGUUUUGGAAACGUAGGUUUAAUCUCGGAGUUGAAAUACUGCGAGUUCACGGGAUUUCUUUUUUCGUGGAAGCUAUAAAUUAUCAAAGAAAAAGUUUUGAGGUCCACGCCUUGAAUGAAGUACAUGUGCAAACUGAUUUGAAUGUUCGGCGGAAGUGAUCAGAUACUCGAUGCAGCCUAUUUUUUGAUCUUUACAGAAGUAAAAAUAAUGAAGUAAAUGCCAUUCCUUCAUAUUUGAGCAACUGAGAGUUCAACAAAAUCGAUAACCAUUAAAUUCUUUCCCGUUGGUACCACAAUAGUGAAAGUGAAAGACCUUUAAAGGGUUACGCGAGCACAUGGCGUCGGCCAGAGUCACGUGGUCGGUAAAUUAGUUUUAGAAGAUUUCUAGAUUUUUCUGGUGUACUCUCAGAUUGCUUACUUUGAAUUUCAAUGUACGUCAAGGAAAUGGUUUAUCUGAUUCUGUAUUGUAUGUAUUUUUAGGCUCUUGACAAAAUUCGUUAUGAGAGUUUGACUGACCCAACUAAGCUUGACAGCUGUAAGGAUCUGAAAAUUGAACUGAUUCCUAACAAAGAUGAUAACACCCUGACCAUCGUGGACACUGGAAUUGGUAUGACCAAGGCUGACCUUGUUAACAACUUGGGUACUAUUGCUAAGAGUGGAACAAAGGCAUUUAUGGAGGCACUUCAGGUAUAAUAAGAAAGAAACAACUCUUCUGUACUGUACAACAUAAAGUAACAUGCCCCAAAUGUGAAAGGAGUGUGAUUUACAAAUGAGGGUACCUCUUUUCAGGUUACCAUCUGCUAGCAGUGAGAAUUUAAUAGUUGCAGGUUUAGUCUUUAUCAGCUCAAUGAGUAGUGUAAUUUGCUGAUGGGAAAAAAAUGAUAUGUAGGCUUAAAUGAAAACUGCCAUAAAAAUUGAUAAUAACUGUUAAACUGUUUUUAAAACUAACAAAGACCAAUAAAUUGCCCAAAAAAACCACAAGCAGAAGGAAAUAUAAAAACUUGAAAAACUUUUUUUCAAACUCUUUGAUUAUAAAGGGAUAAGGGAUGGUUCAUUAUUUAUGAGGAUGACUGGGUCGGGAAAAAAAUAAUAGCUUUCCUCUUUCUUUCUAAAGCCCGCCCAAAAGGCAUUUUGUUUUUUUGUAGCCCGUUCAGUAUUUGGGGUCAAAUUUUUCAAAGCCCGUUCAAAUUGAAGUGAGUACCUUGUGAAAAUCAUUCAAUGUUUAUUUACGACUAGAGCAACUAGUGCAUGUUCGGAUCAAAUACACAACUGUUCGCCGUUCGAGUCAGCAAACGGCUAUCAAACGAGUUCAGCGAUUACAAACAAUAAUUUAUUAACAUCUGUGAAAAGUGCACGUUAAUAAAUGCCAUCCAGCUUGAGGCAUUUCAUCGUUUGCCAAAUAACUGAAAAAGUCCUAAAUAUAUCUUUGAACACGGAUAUAUAACCGUUCGUAUUAAAUAACUUGCAACCGUGUUCGCAUUAUAACUCCCUCCUUUUUUUAAGGAAGGAAUGUUUUUUUGCCGAAGACGCGGUCAAGAUAGAUGAAAGACUCGAAAUCAUGCGUCAGAAAGUAAAAACCUUUAAAGGAUAUACUUCCGCUUCCCAGGCUUCAGACGAAGAUUCUGAUUAGUUUUAUCAUUGUUCGAUCAGUGAAAAUUAACACAAGACGCUAGGCAUCAAAGACUAUGCGGACUGCUCAGUUGUUUUUUAAGUAUGAAAGGAACAGCUUUAUAAUGUCACAGCUUGUCACAUUUACAAGAUACAAAAAUUGUUCACGUUUUUAAAUAAUAAAAGUUUAUUUCCAAGACUGAUAAGAAUGUAAACCUAUUUUUGCAUGAAAUAAACGGAACUUGGCUGGCAGACUCCGCGGCACUGUGGUGCGUGCAGAAAAAAUAUUUUCAAUUCCCUAGGAGUUGCAACUUGAGAUCCUCGAUCAAAACAUCUUGUUUUCUUGUGUACAGUCUGGCGGAGUCCGAAGAUUUAAUAUUCCAACCGUUGGAGUUCACUUUGAUUAAAAUCCUUGUCCAUGCAUCAUUUGAAAUUCUAAUUUGAUUACAAGCUCUGAAAUGUCAAGGAAUAUAAACAACUAUAAACGAGCAGCUCACAAAGUACAUUUGUGUCAUUCCGUGGCCUGUCAAAAUUCUUGAGUGUUCGACCGCAAAGCGCGAGCUUUUUCUUGCGGGUAUAUCCCUGCAUUACCAAAAAUAUUGUAGCAAUAUUUAUUUGAUAUGAAGGUACGACAAUUUACCGGGUGAAUUUUCAACGACGAAUACAGUUUCCAUGUGUUGUUCUCAUCAAACGACUGCCGCGUUUCUACCACAGUUUUAGUUUAUGUUCACUUUUUUUUAAAGCCCGGUCUCUUUGUUCAAGAAAAAAACACGAAAGCCCGUCGCCACGGCAAGAAAAAUUUUCAAAGCCCGUUCGGUUUUUUUCCCGACCUGGUCAUUCCCAUAAAUAAUGAACCAUCCCUAAGAAACAAUGGCUGAGGUAUCUGAAACCACAUGUCUGCAAAUCCAGUACCAAAAGCAGCAAAUCAGUGUCCAAAAUGGUGCAAAUAAGUUACACAACAGUGGUCCUGUGGUUAUUGUUUUUUGAAUCCAUAGCAUGAGUUCCAAGCCCUUCUAGAGUAUCAGAAGUUUUCCUAAUCACCUCAUGCCAUAGAAACCGGGUUAAGGUUUGGCCUGAUGAUCCUCUUACCUCAAAAUGCAGACUUUCAUCCCUUUAAUUAAAUGCUGAUUAAAGCCUUUUUUUUUCCUCAGGCUGGAGCUGACAUAUCCAUGAUUGGUCAGUUCGGUGUGGGUUUCUACUCAGCCUACCUAGUGGCGGACAAGGUUGAAGUUUACACCAAGCACAAUGACGAUGAGCAAUACCUCUGGCAAUCUGCUGCAGGAGGUUCCUUCACUGUUCGUAGGCUGGCUGAGGAAGUUCUUCCUCGCGGAACAAGAGUUGUUCUGCACCUCAAAGAAGACCAACAAGAGUAUUUCGAAGAAAAACGGAUUAAAGAGAUUGUGAAGAAACACAGCCAGUUCAUUGGGUAUCCCAUUUCCCUCAUGGUAAGUAUUUAACAGCAUAGGUGGAUGCAAUUUCACAUUAGCAAUUUACUUUGAGGGCCUUUCCAAACCAAAAAUUAAUGGUCAUGUUUGGGCAGGUAAUCUUGACCAGUAUGGGAGUAAGUUUAGAAAAGAAUUUACUGAUAUGUUCAAGUUAAAUCGCAUACAUUUAUCUUGCAUCUAAAUUUUGGACUUUAGAAUAAAUUCACGGAAAUUUGAUAUUGCUUAACUCUCUGUUCUUACUUGAGCUGAGGCAUUUGAUUUCUUUUGACCAUUCAUAACCUGACUUACUAAAAAAUUACCCAAGGGCAAAUUAACCCUUCAGUUAGAGCAUCAUUGGUUUUAAGUUCUCUUUCAACUAAACUUAAGUUAAUUUGUCUUGUUUAUCUAGGUGCAGAAGGAGCGAGACAAGGAAGUUAGUGAUGAUGAGGAUGAGGAAGAGGAGGACAAGAAGAAAGAGGAGGAGGAGGAAGACAAGGAAAAGCCCAAAAUUGAAGAUGUUGAUGAGGAGGAAGAGGAGAAAAAAGAAGAGAAAAAGAAGAAGAAAAUCAAGGAAAAAUACACUGAAAUGGAGGAGCUGAAUAAGACCAAGCCACUUUGGAUGCGAAACACAGAUGAGAUCACAUCUGAGGAGUAUGCGGAAUUCUACAAGAGCUUGACUAAUGACUGGGAAGAGCAUUUGGCUGUAAAGCACUUUUCGGUUGAAGGACAGUUGGAGUUCCGUGCUCUUCUUUUCCUUCCCCGCCGGGCACCGUUUGAUCUGUUCGAGAAGAAGAAGCGCAACAACAUCAAGCUGUAUGUGCGGCGUGUCUUCAUUAUGGAUAAUUGUGAAGAUCUCAUUCCAGAGUACCUGAACUUUGUUAAGGGUGUGGUGGAUUCUGAGGAUCUGCCGUUGAACAUUUCUCGUGAGAUGCUGCAGCAGAACAAGAUCUUGAAGGUGAUCAGGAAAAACAUCGUCAAGAAGUGUUUGGAGCUGUUCAAUGAAGUGACGGAAGACAAAGACAAUUACAAGAAAUUUUACGAACAGUUUGGCAAGAACAUCAAGCUGGGAAUUCAUGAGGAUUCUGUGAACCGCACAAAACUGGCUGAUCUCCUGAGGUAUCACUCCUCAGCUUCGGGUGAUGAAAUGACAUCACUGAAGGAUUACGUCACGCGCAUGAAGGAAAACCAGAAAGACAUCUACUACAUCACCGGCGAAAGCAAAGAUCAGGUGGCACACUCAGCUUUUGUGGAACGAGUCAAGAGCCGUGGUUUUGAGGUGCUGUACAUGACCGAGCCUAUUGAUGAGUAUGCGGUGCAACAGCUGAAGGAGUAUGAUGGUAAGAAACUUGUCAGUGUAACAAAGGAAGGGCUUGAACUCCCAGAGGAUGAUGAAGAGAAGAAGAAAUGGGAAGAAAAGAAAGCCAAAUUUGAACCUCUCUGCAAGGUAUUUAUGUUGAUUAAUCUGUUUUUUUACAUGUAUGUUUCCUUAGAGCAUUUCUGCGUCAUUAUUUGAUUUUGUGCUUCAUGGUUGAAGAUGUAAACGAAUUGGAGAAAGAAACUUGCGCCAUCUUUUGCCAUAAAUAAUAUUAAUGCUCACCUCUGGGUGUGAACUAGUGGUACAGGAAAAGGAAAUAACAGUAGACUGACAUGAAAAUAAACUGCAAUACUUUAUUAUUAAAUGACCUGUAUGACAUUACAGUGUCAUAAAAAUUUUUGUGAUGUCUUAAUUUUUUGGAAAGGACAUUGAUUUUCAUGAAUCAUUUUGUCCCUUGAUUUUUGUUCUUCCUGACGUCAGAUAAGGCACUUUUUAAAAUUAAUGCAGAGUAGGUGAACUGCAUUUACUGAGAAAAAACUGGUUGCUUUGUGUCUGAUUUAGAACCUGGUAAUAAAACUUAACUCCUGAUAAUAGAUGUUGUCAUCAGAUUUCUGCCCAAAAUAUCACAGUGUGAUUAAAGAGACUUUUUUAUAAGUAUGGAUGGCAAAAAGUGUAGAGUAUAUGUGUGUUGCCAUUGUGCUCAAAGUUUAUCUUUAAUUUUUGCAGACAGUCAAGGAAAUCUUGGACAAGAAGGUAGAGAAGGUAGUGGUGUCUGCUCGUUUGGUGUCCUCUCCUUGCUGCAUUGUAACCAGUCAGUUUGGAUGGACCGCAAACAUGGAAAGGAUCAUGAAGGCUCAGGCCCUUCGUGACAACAGCACCCUGGGGUAUAUGGCAGCAAAGAAACAUCUUGAAGUGAAUCCUGAUCACUCAAUCAUUGAGACGCUGAGGCAGAAGGUUGAAGCAGACAAGAAUGACAAGUCCGUGAAGGAUCUUGUCAUGUUGUUGUACGAAACAUCUCUUUUGUCCUCUGGUUUCACGCUUGAUGACCCACAAGUUCAUGCUGGCCGUAUCUACCGCAUGAUCAGCCUGGGGCUUGGUAUUGAUGAUGAUAUGGAAAGUAAGUUGAUUUGUUUCACUACCCCCUUACUUUCAAGUGGCAACUCAAACCUGUUUUUACGUUCAGAGCUGCAUGCCAAAGUAAUAAUGACUUCUUUGUGCAAAUGCAGUUUUAUAUUUUUGAACUCUUAUUUGUAUUCCAGUAUUUACCAAAAGAAUUAACUUUGGGGAGCAUCUUUUCAAGGAAUGGUAAUUGGUACUCUCCGAGAUGUUGAGAACAGCGGGCUGUAGAAUAUAAGACUUACAGCCAAAGUUCAUAGCACUGAGAUGUCAAGACACUUCACAAAAAUUAAUGUUGAUUGCAUGAAAGUUUCCCCAUCCCAGUUUUCUUAGUACUAUUUGCUUACCCAUCUGAGAAUAAAACUGUAUAACCCCUUCAAUCCUCUUGAAAAAAUUUCUUUUUUUUAAAUCCCAAGAAACAAAAUUGGUAGCAUGCAAAUUAGUUCUGCCAAAAAGGUUUCAUGUGAAUGGUAACAUCA
Molecule: messenger RNA, 6255 nt
Organism: Porites lobata
Lineage: Eukaryota; Metazoa; Cnidaria; Anthozoa; Scleractinia; Poritidae
Source: the annotation of a GenBank genome assembly